Messenger RNA from Aspergillus puulaauensis, 798 nucleotides. RefSeq lists its product as uncharacterized. Lineage: Eukaryota; Fungi; Ascomycota; Eurotiomycetes; Eurotiales; Aspergillaceae. The coding region runs from base 1 to 798 and encodes 265 amino acids. The record is from RefSeq and is a predicted model, not a curated record. The transcript is spliced from 3 exons.
AUGAGACCACCCGUCCUGUUCCAUCCUCAAUUGCGCUCCGCGCUUCCCCGAUCUGUGCGGAGAGAGCUCUGCAGCAACCUGGUAUUCAUUCGCCCAAAGACGACACGCAGCGCUCCUCAACCUCCUAAGAACGAAUCUCCUUCCCUGAAACCGAAACCUGCCAGCAGCAAUGUACCGCGAGCCUCCCCGCCUACCUCCGCCGGAAAAGCGAAAAAAGGUCCCCUGCGAGGACCUCCAGAAAAGAUCUUAAUCUACCAUGGGGGAACCGGUCGCACUAUGUUUCUGGGGAUGUUGCGGAUAACAACUAUCUUCCUUUUUGGAGUUUCUUGCCUGGUGGUUGCUCCAGCCUUCAUGUCUUCGGACUUCCCAUCAUAUCUAGGACCAGCUAUCGUCGUUGGUGGUGCUUUGCCCAUGUUCUUUGUAGCCUAUACCUCCGCCCCAUACGUGAACUUUGUCCACCUUGCCUUGCCUAUAUCCGUUCGGCGAUCGCGAGAGCAAGCCGUGCAAUAUGCGAAGAAGCUCCCCCCAACCGCGACAUUAUAUUUGAACACUAUGAAAUUCAAUACCAUACCGAGACAAUCCGAGGUGCGAUUUAGUGAUCUUGUCCCCGAUAAGUCCCCGAUUCGCCCUGUGAGCUUUCGGAACAAGAACCCUGUUCCGUUGCCUUGGUGGCGGGGUAAGACUCUACAGCAUUUCUUUACAGCAGAGACAAGCAAACCCGGCAAGGAGUCAUCUACAUUCUAUCCGGAGUUGUGGGAGCACGUUUACAAACAGAUACAAAACCGUCCUCGAGGGUAA